Theileria equi strain WA is the source of this 2604-nucleotide messenger RNA. RefSeq lists its product as hypothetical. NCBI's taxonomy places the organism in Eukaryota, Apicomplexa, Aconoidasida, Piroplasmida, Theileriidae. Bases 1 to 2604 code for a protein of 867 amino acids. The record is from RefSeq and is a predicted model, not a curated record. The transcript has 3 exons. Gene Ontology annotation, biological process: intracellular protein transport; vesicle-mediated transport. Gene Ontology annotation, cellular component: clathrin adaptor complex; membrane coat.
AUGGAUAGCAAAUAUUUCAAGGGUAAUCGCCGUUCCGAGCUCCAGGAACUGCGUGAAGAGCUACAAAAUGCCGAAAAAGACAAGCAAAAGGACGCAAUAAAGAAGAUUAUAGGUGCAAUGACCACAGGAAAGGAUGUUUCUAGCCUGUUUCCAGACGUCGUAAACUGCAUCCAAACUAAUAACAUAGAAUUGAAAAAGCUAGUCUACCUAUAUGUCAUAAAUUAUGCUAAAGUACAACCAGAACUUGCAAUAUUGGCAGUAAACACAUUUUGCAAGGACGCAAAGGACCGUAAUCCUCUCAUAAGGGCAUUGGCCAUUAGAACAAUGGGUUACAUUAGGCUUACGGCUAUAACAGAAUAUCUGGUUGAACCUCUAAAACGGUGUCAAACGGACCCUGAUCCAUAUGUACGAAAAACGGCUGCUGUUUGUAUUGCUAAGCUUUAUGGAAUAUGUCCUUCGUUGGUUGUAGAGGAGGGGUUUUUGGACAUGUUGAGGGAUAUGUUAUCCGACCAAAAUCCAAUGGUGGUUGCAAACGCUGUGUCCACACUUGUUGAAAUUUCGGAACUAUCAGAUGACAAUAUGUUUGAGCGAAUGUUGCAAAAUGAUGCAUCGUGCUUGAACCGUCUAUUGAAUGUAUUAAAUGAGUGUAUAGAAUGGGGACAGGUUUAUAUUUUGGAUGCGUUGGUAUAUUAUAAUCCAAGAGAUUCCGCUGAUGCAAAAAGGGUUGUGGAAGCUGUUUGCCCACGUUUUUCUCACAUAAACUCUGCAGUUGUAAUGUCUGCCAUUAAGGUUGUUCUAAAGAUGAUGAACAAGAUCACAGACAAGGAAUACCUUAGGUUAUUGAAUACAAAGUUGUCUGCACCCCUCGUCACGCUAUCAUCACUAGAGCCGGAAAUUCAGUAUGUAGCUUUACGUUCCAUUUUGGUUGUAAUUUCAAAGUAUCCCAGAUUGUUGGAGGAUCACGUACGUUCCUUUUUUUGCAAGUGUACAGAUCCUCUGUAUGUUAAUAUUGAGAAGCUGGAUAUUAUGGUAAAGCUUGCUACGAGCACAAAUUACAAUAUUAUACUCAAUGAAUUAAGAGAAUAUGCAACAGAUGUAGAUUUGGAAUUUGUAAAGCGUGCAAUAAAGGCUAUAAGUUCUCUCUGCAUCAGGCUUGAAUUGGCGUUGGACGCUUGUGUUAAUGCCAUUACUGAGCUUUUGCGAUUGAAAAUUAACCAUGUAACAGAGGAAUGUACAGUAGCUUUGAGGGAUAUUCUUAGAGGCUAUCCACAUGUAUUCUCUAAUGAACUUUUCCUUCUUUGUGCGGACGUUGAUUAUAUUCAUGACGCAGAAGCAAAGGCAGCGUUAGUAUGGAUUGUUGGCCAAUAUGCAUCGAAAAUUGAUGAUGCAUCAGAAUACAUAUCUAAUCUUGCUGAAACGUUUCAUGAGGAACCACAUCCAGUUCAGCUCAGUCUUCUUACUGCAGCAAUGAAGGUUAAUUUGAGUUGUGGUGGUAGUGAUUUGGUAUCGCAUGUUAUCCGCAAAUGUGGCGUUGAUAGCAGUAACCCUGAUGUGAGGGAUAGAGCCUACAUGUACUUGAGGCUUUUGGAGGCUGGUGACAAAGUUGCAUCAAAAGUCGUUUUGUCAGCGCUUCCGCGCAUAGGAGAUUCUUCACUGGAUAAAGCUACUCUGGAUGAUCUCUUGGAAAAUUUAGGUCGCGUGUCUGCGAUUUACCAUUUACCAUCUUGGGCUGUUGCAUUUAGAGACGUAGUUACAACAGGCCAAACCAAGGCAGUAACACAUGUACGCGAGUCGAGCGAUGAAGAAUCAUCACAUGGAGAGUAUUUUGGAAAAGAAAAACGUUCUGAUAAAACUCCUGAGGAAGAUGAAGACGAAGAUUUGUUCCAAACUUCUGGAUUGGCAGGAUACAUUUGCAAGAGUCAAAUUGUGUUACACUCAUCUCAGAGAGGGGCAAACGGCCAAAUUGGUCUUGAAAUAUCAGCAUUUUUAUAUCGUGAGGAGGAACGCAUUUCACUCGAAAUGAAGCUCACCAACAAAACAUCAGCGAUGUUUGUCCUUCAGGCCAUACAAUUUAAUAAGAAUUCUUUUGGGCUAUCCCCUGCUUCUCCACUCAGCUCACCACUGAAUAUUGCACCGGGAAAGGGCAACGAAUGCCAUAUUCCCCUAAGACCGAACCAGAUACCGUCUAAUAGCGCACCAGAAAACCCUAUAAUUCUCCAGGUUGCCAUAAAAACGAACCUUGAUGUAUUUUAUUUUGCUCUGAAUUUGGACCUGCCAAUUGUAUUUGCGCACGAUGUAAAGAUAAGUAAAAGUGAUUUUGAGUCUAUAUGGCAUAGGUUAGGUCCAAAAGCAAUAAAAGUAACUCCAAGAAAACGUAGUAGUUUAAUAAGGACACUCGAACAGCUUAGCAUGUACUACGUUGGAACCAAUGUUUGCCAGUCCGAUGAAUAUAGUAGCUCGGGAGACUCACUCUUUUUCUAUGCACAAACCACCAAUUCACUCGCUUUGUUGGCACAGAUAUCUGGAGAUAGUGCUGUUUUAAAGGCCGAAUCCGCCUCUUUGAUACCACUUUUUGCACGCUCACUGGAAAGUGUGCUCAAAUAA